This is a messenger RNA of Prunus armeniaca (apricot), 1026 nucleotides long. The record is from the annotation of a GenBank genome assembly. Lineage: Eukaryota; Viridiplantae; Streptophyta; Magnoliopsida; Rosales; Rosaceae.
AUGUCAUUCAAAAAGCGGGAAGGUACAAUAGAGAAAGCUUUGACACAGGAAGAGCAGCUGCUCAAGAUUUAUGAAGUCAGACAUAUGAUAGGUCCUAUUGCUGAUAAGUUACCAGCCAUUUGUUCAGAAGAAUCAAUAGCAAGGUACCUAAGAGCACGGAACUGGAAUACGAAGAAGGCAGGUAAGAUGUUGAAAGAAACAAUAAAAUGGAGGAUGGAGUACAAGCCAGAGAAGAUCCGAUGGGAAAACAUUGCUCCUGAGGGAGAGACAGGAAAAAUUUACAGAGCCAAUUACUUUGACAAGUGUGGAAGGACCGUUCUUAUCAUGAGGCCUGGUUUUCAGAACACAACUGCAGUACAUGGGCAGAUCAUGUAUUUAGUAUAUUGCAUGGAGAAUGCAAUACUGAAUUUGAAUUCAGAUCAAGAACAGAUGGUUUGGCUAAUUGAUUUUCAACAGUGGAGCUCAUCAAGCAUAUCAUUGAAGGUGACUAGGGAAACAGCUAGGGUCCUGCAGAAUCAUUACCCUGAGAGAUUGGGCCUUGGUAUCCUCUAUAAUCCACCAAAAAUAUUCGAGUCCUUUUGGACGAUGGUAAAACCAUUUCUUGAGCCCAAAACAUACAAGAAGAUGAAGUUUGUGUACUCUGACAACCCACAGAGCCAGAAGACAAUGGAGGAUCUUUUCCAUAUGGAUAAGUUGGAAUCUGCAUUUGGUGGAAAAAAUUCAUGUGGUUUUGACUAUCAAGCUUUUGCGCAAAGAAUGAGGGAAGAUGACAAGAAGAUGUCUAGUUUUAUUGACUCCGGUUGUUCGCCUUCAGUUAUAUCUGAGUUGCAGCAGUCAGAUGCACUGGCUUCUGACCAUUGUUCUGAGGUCUCUGAUGAAGGUGGCUGCUCAUCAUGUGAUGAAGCAGCUUCUUCGAACUUGGACGUUGUUGAUGAGAAGAUACAAGGCCAACCAAUUGACAGCAAAGAUGUUGCAAAUGGCAACACAACAUUACCUAAAGAAAUGCAAAUGAGUGAGCCUGCUUGA